Molecule: messenger RNA, 1159 nt
Organism: Brachypodium distachyon (stiff brome)
Lineage: Eukaryota; Viridiplantae; Streptophyta; Magnoliopsida; Poales; Poaceae
Product: LOB domain-containing protein 29
Exons: 1
Coding region: 282-818 (178 amino acids)
Biological process (GO): hormone-mediated signaling pathway; positive regulation of DNA-templated transcription
Cellular component (GO): nucleus
Source: RefSeq, a predicted model, not a curated record
UUUUUGUCCAUUGUAAGAAGACUUUAAUCGUCGUGGUACUACUAUUCAAGUAUCCAGUGUCCCCAAACCGCACACACGAGCCCCUCGCUCUCCUGUACAUCAUGCGCAUUCUUCUCUCCCCUUGUCCCCUCGCUCCCCGGCGCCCUUGCCGUCACCCCAUCAUGCAUCCUCUAUAAAACUCCAGCCUAUAAAGCUCCAAACCAACCAGCCGCCGGGGAUCGUCGAUCGCAGGCAAGGCCAAGCCAGUAUAAUCUAUCUGUCUGUAUCGUAAGCCAACGGCCAUGGCGUCAACGGCGACGACGACGGGGUCGCCGUGUGGGGCGUGCAAGUUCCUGCGGCGCAAGUGCGCCGCGGAGUGCGUGUUCGCGCCCUACUUCUGCGCCGAGGACGGGGCGUCGCAGUUCGCGGCGAUCCACAGGGUGUUCGGCGCCAGCAACGCCGCCAAGCUGCUGUCCGGGGUGCCGCCGGCGGACCGGAGCGAGGCGGCGGCCACGGUGACGUACGAGGCCCAGGCCAGGGUGCGCGACCCGGUCUACGGCUGCGUCGCGCACAUCUUCGCGCUCCAGCAGCAGGUGGCCGCGCUCCAGGUCCAGGUCGCGCACGCCAGGACGCAGGCCAUGGCCGCCGCUGCCGCUGCCGGCGGGCACCUUCUCCUGCAGCAGCAGCAGGGGCAGGGGUGGCAGAUGGGCGCGGAGCAUGACCAGUCGACGCAGAGCUCCGGGUGCUACGGCGGGUCCGACGGGUCCACGUCGCUGCAGCAGCACGCGGCCGAGGUGUACUGCUUCGGCGAGCAGGAGGAAGGCAGCUACUCCAGGUGAUUUGGUUGAUCGGUGUUCGGUGAAGAAGGCGUGUCGGAAAGCUAGUUCAAUCCACCUUUAAUUGCAGGCAGCUCCGGGCUCCUCCGGGGGAGUGUAUUCCUCGGACGGUUUCUCCUUCUCCAUCGGCAGCUGUAAAGCCUGAAUUCCAUGUGUACGUUCGGUCGGUUUCGAGAUUCAACAAGAACUCGUGAUUCAUUUCGAGCCGUGCAUGCAAGGAUCAAUCUUGCAAGUUGGGUCUCGUUUGUUACGAUGUCGAUUUCUGUAGGACCUCGGAUGUAUUUGCUGGAAUUCCUCUGUUCCGAUUUCCCUUUUCUAUAGCAAACCUGCGUUCCAAAUUCCAA